AUGGCGAUGAUACAGGCAAACAGACUGAAGAAGGUCUUGGACAACGGAGAUAAGGCCUGGGGCAUCUGGCAGACCAUCCCAGGAACCAAUGUCUCGAGGGCUUGUGCGAAUAGCGGAGUGGACUGGGUCCUUGUUGACUGUGAGCAUGGGAAUAUCGCUGAUGCCGCUAUGCACGAGUCCGUAGGAGCCAUUGCUGCAACUGGGGUGAGUCCGAUUGUCAGGAUACCUGACAACCAGGGUUGGCUCGUAAAGCGUGCGCUGGACUGUGGAGCCCACGGAGUACUUGUCCCUCUCCUGAACACAGUUGAGGAUGCUGAGAAACUCGUCAAAUCUGCCAAGUUCCCACCUCAAGGUAUCAGAGGCUUUGGCUCUCCAUUCUCCCAGGGAGCCUUUUCUGCAACGAUGACAGCUGGGGAGUAUCUUGUCCAGGCCAACUCCGCUCUCCUCACAAUCGUCCAAAUUGAGACUGCCGAGGCCCUGGCGAACGUUGACGGGAUCGCGGCAGUCCCUGGCGUGGAUGUCCUCUUUGUGGGGCCAUUCGACCUUGGAAAUGCACUGGGUUAUCCGAUUACGGGCCGAACAAUGCACCCGGAGCUGGAGGCUGCUAUUGCAAAGGUUCUAGCUGCUGCGCAAAAGGCGGGUAAAAAAUCGGGGAUUUACACCCCAAGUGGUGAACAGGCGAAUAAGAUGGCCAGGCUGGGCUUCGACAUGAUCAAUAUCACGGCAGACGCGAUUGCGCUGGCGGUGUUUUUGGGGUCAGAAGUAGGCAAGGCUAAAGGUGGGCAGUCAACUGAGAAGAUGACCGGACCAUAUGGAAAAUAG
Pseudogymnoascus destructans is the source of this 822-nucleotide messenger RNA. RefSeq lists its product as uncharacterized. Lineage: Eukaryota; Fungi; Ascomycota; Leotiomycetes; Thelebolales; Thelebolaceae. Gene Ontology annotation, cellular component: cytoplasm. The transcript has 3 exons. Bases 1 to 822 code for a protein of 273 amino acids. The record is from RefSeq and is a predicted model, not a curated record. Gene Ontology annotation, molecular function: aldehyde-lyase activity.